Nymphaea colorata (pocket water lily) is the source of this 7066-nucleotide messenger RNA. RefSeq lists its product as uncharacterized. Lineage: Eukaryota; Viridiplantae; Streptophyta; Magnoliopsida; Nymphaeales; Nymphaeaceae. The record is from RefSeq and is a predicted model, not a curated record. Gene Ontology annotation, molecular function: nucleic acid binding. Bases 479 to 6109 code for a protein of 1876 amino acids. The transcript is spliced from 4 exons.
GUGCCUGAGACACUUCGACGGAUUGCCUGUCUGACUCUGCCUGUCGUGGCGGGAAACGGAGGAGAUGCGGCCGGGAGACCGAGUCGGCUUCCUCUAACCCUAAACCUCAGAUUCCAAAAUCCGAAUCUCGAGUUUCGGUUCACCAACGGUGGUUCAACCGUCUAGGGCUUCAUGCCCAGUUCUACACCACCGCAACCCCGGCGAUCCGGGUUCCGAUCAAUUGGCUCCAAGCCCCGAGUUCAGGGAGCUUCACGAAGACCAUGCGGUCCCAUGAUUUUUUUGGCGGUCGAUGCGACUUUCUCAGGGUGAGCGUCUUGAGGCUGCUCGCUGGAUGAUGCUGAGGGCGCCGAGGAGGAGGAAAAUGAAGAUGGUGGGUGGCAGCGUUUUUUGCUUUAAAUUCAUAGCUCAUGUAGUUUAGAGUUUGGGUUUCGGGAGUUUUAGUUGAUUCCAGGCGAAUCUGGGAUUUUGCCCGCUGUUGAUGACGAUUUCAAAACCUUUCUCAACGACUGGAUGGGAAAAGGGAAUGGCGGUGUUGGACGACGACGGCUGUGACUAUCGUGAUGAUCAAAUCUCUUCGGCGAACAUUUUGGCGGGUAGAAUGCUCGGGAAAUCUUGGGCAAGUGGUUCUCGAGUUUCUGGAGAUUCUGAGUACGGGGAAAGGGGAAUUAGGAGCUUAUCUCACCGUUAUGAAGGUGGUGGUGUAUGUAUCCGCGACGCCGCCGAAGGCAACGAUGACGAGGGCAGGUUGUUGGUUUCUCAAGUUCGUACGAGACGUGGAAUCAAGAGAAGGCAUGCAGUUAGUUUGGAUUUUAGGGUUUCGAGUGGGAAAAGGAAGACUAUGGUUUACGAUGAUGAUGUCUGUGAUAAUCAUUUGGUUUCUCGAGAUUUUCCGGAGUGUAAUCUUCGUACCGAUGGUUUUGAAUCCGGGGUUCCAAUUGGAGAAACGAAGAUUAGGAACUUUGGUCCCAGUUGUGUUUUUGAGGAAGAGGAAGUUGGUGGUUGCAAACAGAGGAGGCCUUGUUUAGAUUCUCUGGUUUCGGAUGAGGGAGAGGAAACUAGUGUUAUAGGAAAGAAGAAGAAGAAGAGGAGGAGGAGGAAGAGGAAGAGGAAGAGGAAGAAGAAGUGUAAGAAGAUAGAAGAGAAUGAAUAUAUGGUUCCUGAGGGGACGCAUGAUCGCCAGGUGUCCAGGGAAGAUGGAGAGGUGGAAGAUGAGGAGUAUACUGAAUUAGUGGAAGAGGAAGUUGGUGGUUGCAAACAGAGGAGGCCUUGUUUAGAUUCUCUGGUUUCGGAUGAGGGAGAGGAAACUAGUGUUAUAGGAAAGAAGAAGAAGAAGAGGAGGAGGAGGAAGAGGGAGAGGAAGAAGAAGUGUAAGAAGAUAGAAGAGAAUGAAUAUAUGGUUCCUGAGGGGACGCAUGAUCGCCAGGUGUCCAGGGAAGAUGGAGAGGUGGAAGAUGAGGAGUAUACUGAAUUAGUGGAAGAGGAAGUUGGUGGUUGCAAACAGCGAAUGCUUUGUUUAAAUUCUCUGGUUUCGGAUGAGGAGGAGGAAAUUAGUGUUAUAGGAAAGAAGAAGAAGAGGAGGAGGAGGAGGAAGAGGAAGAAUAAGUGCAAGAAGACAGAAGAGAAUGAAUAUGUGGUUCCUGAGGGGACGCAUGAUCGCCAGGUGUCCAGGGAAGAGGGAGAGGUGGAAGAUGAGGAGGAUGCUGAAUUAGUUAUAAAGGAAAAACAAAAUGCUCCGAGCAUGAAGCAAAGAAAGAGAUAUGCCUCUGAAUUUGCUCACUGUGAGGUUUCAGUAAAGAGGACGAGAGGCGAGGGAGGUGUAGAGAGACUGGGGGCAGGCGAUAUUGUUUGGGCAAAUUCAUCGGAAGAAGAAUGGUGGCCUGGAUGGGUUUUUAUGGCAAAUAAAUCGAAGGUUUUGGUCCCUAUCUUUGGUCAGGAUAAGUUAUGCUGGCUAAACGACUUCCAAGUUCUUCCUUUCGAAGAAAAUUAUGUUGAGAAAUCGAAGAAUGCAGUAGGACAAUUGAAGGUUGCAAUUGAUAAUGCUUUGGAGGAGUUAGGUAAGCGGGCAGCAUUAGGUUUAAUUUGUUCGUGCGAGGGACUUGUAAACUUUAAUGAAAAUGAGAAAAGUGCAGUCGUUGAUGUUCCUGGAUAUAGUAAGUCUAGCCAUCAUACGCUGGAGCAAAUCAACAAGGCAAGGGCCGAGUUUCGGCCUCUGGAGAUGCUGGGUUUUCUUCAGAAGGCCGCUCUUUCUGUUUUCAUUUGUGAGUCAGACACUGUUGGUGCAAAUAGAGCAAUUGCUCAGGCCAAUGCCUAUCGGCGUGUUGUCUCAAUUACGCCCGACUGGAUUUACAAGGAAACAAUGAGGCUCACAGAAAUGGAGCGUGCUGAUGAAUCUGACGAAGGUAAUUGGGAAGCAGAGCCACUUGCCAGUAGUCUGGCAGAUAAUGAAUUGUGUUACAGGGCUUAUAGAAGCAGCAAUAGUCUGAUGGUCGAAGUAGCAGCAGAAGAAGUGGAAAACCAGAUGGAGGUAGACGAGGAAGAAGAUGGGGAAGGAGAGGAAGGGGCAAAGAACAACUUGAUGAUCGUGGAACGAAAGGAAAAAGAGAAGGAUAAAGUUUGCGAGCAACCACUGCAUAGAGAGGAAUUUCAGUGGAAUGAUAUGCAAAAAUCAAAUAUUCUCUUGAGCUUUGGAGAGUCCCAUGACAAAUCAAGAAAUAAGACACUCUUGCAGGAAGAAAUCAAAGGGAUUGAAGAAAGUGAGGAAGAUAAAUUGGAUUUGGGUUUCUGUGUCACAAAUGAAAUGGACUUUAGCAGUUUUUCGUCCAAUGAUCAGUCUGGGCCACAAGUUUCUGGAACACAUGAACACAUUGACGUGGAUGAGGAAACAAAUGCAGAUGAUGUGGAGUUUCUUUCUGAUCAUAGGAUCAAGACUGCAUGCAGUCGAGCUAAUGAAUUCAGAAUAAAUCCUCAGCAACAGAUUUUUAUUGAGACCAAUUUGCCAUCUCUAUUUGAGACCUUGACACAUUUACAUCGCCUUGCACUGGACCCUUUCUAUGACUCAGAUGGUGUGGCAUUUGUAUUCGAAGCAUUUUUGAGGUACAGAGAUAUAACUUUUCUGAACAUUCCCAAUCUAAAAUGUUUAGAAGUCACCUUGGACCGUCAUUGUGAAUGUAGCAACAGCACAGAGCCAAAGAUUUCUGUAUCCCCUUCAUAUGUUGCAGAACCUGGAAACUAUGCCACCAUUUUACAUGCUUUUAAGAAGGAUAGUUUUGAGAUAAGUAGCACUCUCGGUGGAAGAGAAAACCUCAAAUAUUCUUCCUUUCCCAGUGUUCCUAACAGUGACAUGUUAAGCAGACCUUGUCAGUGUAUGACCACCAUGGCAUCCGAGGAAUUCAGCUCUGUUGGCACCAAGAUGCCAUCUCUACUUGACACACUGACACAUUUACGGUGCCUUGCACUGGACCCUUUCUCUGGGGCAGCCUGUGUGGCUUUUGUAUCCAAAGCGUUCUUAAGGUACAGAGCUGUAACUUUUCUCAAUAUUGCUAAUCUGAAGUUCUCAGAGGGCACCUUGAAUCGCCAUUUUAGAUCUGGCAAAAACGCAACUAGAGAGGCCAGCACAGCUCUUCCAUCUGUUAUGGAACAAAGAAAUGGUACCAUUAGUAAUUGUCAUGCUAAGAAAGAUGUUUUUGGAGUUGGUGCAAUUCCUUAUGAAAGAGACAAAGUCAAAGGUGUCUGCAGUUCUUCUGUCCUUGAUGAUGCAAUGCUAAGCAGAACUUCUGAGCAAGAGACCGGUACAGCAUUCAAUGCAGUUAAUAAAGUUAUAUUAAACGUUCAUGGCAACCUUUCUUUUGAGGCCAACAUGCCAUCUCUGUGUGAGGCAUUGACCCAUUUGCAUUGCCUUGCAUUGGACCCUUUUUAUGAUCCAGAGAAUGCGGCUUUUGUGUGCAAAACAUUAUUAAGAUAUAGGGCGGUAAGAUCCUCCUUUUCCAAUGUACCUGACAGUGAUAUUUUAAGCAGAUCUCGUCAGCAUAUCAGCACCUUACCUUCCUGGGAAUGCAACUCUGUCAACAAUAAAAUGCCAUCUCUACUUGACACAUUGGCACAUUUACGGUGCCUCGCACUGGACCCUUUCUCUGGGACAGUCUGUGCGGCUUUUGUAUCAAAAGCAUUCUUGAGGUACAGAGCUGUAACUUUUCUCAAUAUUACUAAUCUAAAAUUCUCAGAUGGCAUCUUGAAUCGGCAUUUAAAAUCAAGUGAAAAUUCAACUAGAGAGAACAGCAUAGUUCUUCCAUCUGUUACAGAACGAGGAAAUGGUACCACUAGUGAUUGUCAUGCUAAGAAAGAUACUUUUGAAGUUGGUGCAGUUCCUCAUGAAAGAGACACAGUCAAAAUUUUUCCUUGUUCUGCUGUUCCUGAUGAUGCAAUUUUAAGCCGAAUUUUUGAGCGAGAGAGCAAUAAAGCAUUCCCUGCAGUUAAUAAGCUUAGGCCUGGCUUGUGCAAAAGCCUUGAACACGCAGACUCUGGAUCAUUAUUGACAAAAAGUUGUACCAACUACAUUUCUGCUACAGCUAUGCCAGGCGACAGCCAGAGUGCUGCUACAGAUAGAAUUCCAAAUGUCAGCUUGACCACAGACAAUAGAGGUGCAAAUUCAGAUGGUGGAUUGCCAAUACAAAUGGCAACUGAUCAACAUGAUCUUGAUUAUGCCACCGAGCUUUGUAACUCAUUAUCAAUUGCUCAAGGGCAGUUUUGCAGUUCCAGCGUGAAAACACUGCUUGGUGAAAUGUAUUUAUUCCUCCGUUGCCUUGCAUGUGAUCCAUUUUUUGGUGGAGAACAUUCAACUUCUGCAAAGCGUGCGUUCUUGAGGUACAGAGUAGCUUCGUAUGAGAAAAUCUAUGGCUCCAGUGCUGCAGAAUAUAGGCACGGAAUGAGCAACAAUCAUGAGCGAUUGGUCUCUCAUUCACUAUCAGAAACUUGGCCUAAUAGUCGUGCUAUUAUGGAUGGAGUUCCAGAUGACAGCCAGAAAGAAAAAAAUGUAGCUCCAGAAAAUGACACCAAGUCGAAAAACCAAUGCUUCUCAAGUACAGCCACUUAUGCAAUUCCUCAAACUAAUGGUUCUGGUUGUGCACAGAAUGUGAGUAUGUUCAGUGAGACCACAUCUCACACUGAUUUGUCAAAAUGCUUUGGGAACAGCUUUCCCCGAAAGAGAAAAUCAGAUGAAAUCCCUGCUGCUAAUUCACUACACAAGCUUAGAAAGCCUUGUGGUGCGGUCUUACUAAGUAAUUGGUAUGCAAGUCCUUUGACAAGAGGUGGAUUGAGCAGAAGUGUUGACGAUGUGCAGUUACCAGCAAGGAGUCCAACUGAAUGCACGAAAAUUAGGAGGUUCUUUAUUUCUCCUGAAAGUCAUGAAGUUGGUUCAUAUCUGCACAUGAAAUUUCCAAAGAAUUUUGAGCUUCCUUCUCAAGACCAGUUGAUGAAGACAUUUGGGAAAUUUGGGCCAAUAGAUUGUUUAAAAACCAGAGUUUUCUUUUAUACAGGUUCAGGCCAAGUAUGUUUUCAAAGACAUGCUGAUGCUGAGGCUGCUUUCAAGUUUGCGAGAGAGAAGGUCUUGUUUGGUCAGGCCAAUAUUAAAUUCUGGGUCAGUAGGCCUGCAAAAUCAACACAUAGAGUGCAGGGAUACAACUGCACUGAUAUUGUUGGAAAGCCUAAAAGCGGGGAAAGUGGAAAUGAUGAUCAAAGUCUAUAUAUAGACGAGCAACAACUAAAAGAUUAUGAUUAUACCAACAGGGCACGAUUAUGGCCGAUUUCCAAUGUCAAAUCAUGUCUCAGGAAGCUCAAUCAACCAGGCGAGAAGGGUCAACCUAAAUCUUCGAAAGUAACAUUCUCAGUGGACGGCCAAUCCUGUUUACCGGCAGAAAGCAUUAUGAGCCCCUUAACCUUGCUCUGUAAUCAUUCAUUAAGAAAAGAGAGUGGUCUUUAUCAACAAAAGAUGUUAUCUCUCUUGAAGGACUGUGAGCAACUAAUUAAUGACACAAGAGGCUCUGUGGGCCUGCAGUCAUAUUAUGAAAUGCUUAUCCAUGAACUCAGAAGCUCCUUCAGAAAGCCUGAUGAAUGAGCUGUCAAUUUUCAGGAAAAUGCGUGAAGUAGGUGAUUCCUAUUUUUUUACAUGAAAUGCAUGUAAAUAUACUGAGCCAUAUACGAGUGUUAAAUGAGGUCUAUUUCUUGGCUAUCUCGAACACUUAUUGGGCUGGAUUAGGACUCAAAGUAGCAUCUGUAUCACAAAGAAAUACUUCUCCUAGUGGUGCCUCUAUUUCUUCCAACAACUGGGGCUUUUUUUGCUCAAACACCUGAAAAGGGAAGAACUUGACACUUGAGUGCGGUUUUGCAAAAGGACGUCAUUUUCACAGUUAUCAGAACAGUGCUCUUUUAUGGGAAUGGGGUAAGAUUUUGAGCUAAAGCUAUGUUGUCAAACUGUGAGGCAGAGGCUACGUGUUUAGGCUGUCCCUAAAGGAAAAAAUAAACAAAUAAAAUAGACCAUUCCUUGUUCAAGAUACAGGCCAUGAUCAAACAUUGACUUCCCAUAAUUGAGAUCUCUAUCUCUGUGUGUGUGUGUUUGUAACAAAACGAAAUCCAGAUACCAGAUCCGAUCUGUUUGUAACCUAAUCCCCAUGGCCUUCAAAGAACACUUACAAGGCAAGCCAUCUGUAACCAAUCCUGGCUAAGAUGGGGUUCUGGACCCACCCUAACCACUUGGACGACAUGAGUGGGCAGAGAGAGAGAGGAUGAGGUUACCCGGUGAGUAACCUUCUUGACCUCAAACACCGUUGAGGACUCCCCACGACGGUUCACAUUAAGAUCGUCAGUCGUAUAGCGGCUUCAUCUGGUUUCUGUCUUCUUAGGAACUAGUGAUUUUGUUGGUGCUGUAGUCUUUGGCCGUAUUUAUGUUUUUUUGGGUUAUGACUUAUGAUUGAAUCUUCAAAGUGUCAUUCAUCUGACUGUAUUUCAGCGAGGACCAAGCGGAGCCAAUGCUCCGAACAUCUCACCUAAAUUUAACAUAUCACUUGGGAAUGGA